Molecule: messenger RNA, 796 nt
Organism: Prorocentrum cordatum
Lineage: Eukaryota; Dinophyceae; Prorocentrales; Prorocentraceae
Source: the annotation of a GenBank genome assembly
GGCUCAAGCCAUUUCUGGCCCAGGGCCCCCGCCCUCGGCUCUCGGGAAGGCGAGGCCUCUUUCCCGAGCACCGCCUGCGACGGCAUGUCUGGCCCCUCGGCCCGCCCGCGCUUGCAGGCCGCACCAGCACGGGGCACUGCUCCAGGGGCAGGCGGUGCCCGCUGCUGCACGCCCUGCCCCCGGUGCCGAGGCUGCCCGCGCUGGGCGCCGCGCCGGCGCACGCCCAGGCCAGCCUCACGGAGACGCCCGACGACACCAGCGAGGGCUCGUCCACGGACAGCGGCGGGGAGGACUGGACGUCGGGCGACGGCGGCCGCAGCUGGGCCGACGUGUCCAAUCAAAGACUCAGCUGUACGAUAUCAAGCUCUCUCGAUGUGCUCUGAGUGCUCCAGUCGAGGGAUCUCUCUCUCGACACCCUGUGCCUUGGCCAAGGACGCAUGCGGGCGGAGGACAGGACGUCUGGCUUCAGCAGCCGCAGCUGGGCGGGCGUGUCCGAGGACCUGUGGGCCGUCCAGCGAGCUGGGCCGCCAGACCGCUGGCAUGCAGCCCGGGCCCCCCCGUGCCCUGUCCGCCCGGGCCGGCUCAUGCGGCGAUGAGUCUCCAUCCUUCCUUGAACGCCUCUCUAACACCCCCGGCUUCAUCCCCAGCGAGGUCGGCAGCACAUGUUCUGCCCCAACCUUCUGCGCGCAUCAGCAGGGCCCCCGCUGGCGCCUAUUUCCUUUCUCCUCCUGCUCCCCCUUCUUCUCAUCAUCCCCCUCUCUCUGUCUCCCUUCCUCAUCCACCUUACCCCUCUUCG